AGUGGCUCAGGAGGGUUACCUAGGCAACAAGGCAGACACCCUCUUAGUCAACCUUCCGCCGCCUCUCAUUGGCCAGCCGGGAUAAUUGUUUCGAGGGCCAGCCAAUGGGCAGGCGCUCCUGUGUGUCUUAUCUGUCGCCCCGGUGACUCGCGGGCAGUUGGCUACUGUGGCGGUAGCGGAGCGGUCAGCUAGCCAGCGCUCCCUCCGCUCCCUAGGAGCAAGCCUAAACCAGACAUAUCUGAAGCGGGGCAGCCCCGUGGCCGAGCCCGGCACUGUGGUCCCAGCCAGCGCCACCCCGCCCAGGCCCACGACAUGAGCUUCUGGUGGGCCCUGGCCAGCCACCGCUGCCGCAGCCGCACCCGCAACCGCAGCCGCUGGGCGCUGGCCAUGGCUAUCCGGAUCCUGCUGCUCGCGCUGCUCUUAAGGGUCUAUCCCUGGACCUGGGUCUCUGGGCUGCCUCUGCCCCCGGAGGAACAGGAGGCCGAGGUCCAGGCCGCCAAUGGCAGUGCCGGGGCCACCAAUAGUACGGUAUACGUGGAGGCCAAGGUGUUGGUGCAUUCCAACCGCAGCGCCAGCCUGGGCCUCUCAGGCCACCUCAACCCCCUGGGCGUCUUGGGCCGCCUGGGCCACCUGCCGCCUACUUUGAGCCGGACGCUCCGCCAUUUCCUGUUCGCGCUGAGUGGCUGCUGUGGCAUCGUGGCAAUCUGUUUCCUGAUCAGGGCUUACAAUUUCAAGGUCCAGUCGAGCAAGAAGUACGGCCUAGUCGCCAGUGAAGAUCACCUGGAGACGGGCUCCUUGGACAGCGAUGAGGAAACGGUCUUUGAGAUGCAAGUCCCCAAAUAAAUCGCUGUAGGCCGGCCAACCAACCCAAGGAGCCCCCUGCUGGAAACACCUCAGCACCGCAACACCAAGAAGUCAUCUUACCACCUCCACGAGUGACGGACGUCACCGCCCUGAGAGAGACACCUGGAGACAGAACCGGCAACAUCUUGGCAUUCUGUCCGCGGGCAGAUGGAGGGGAGGGGGGAGGGGGGGUUGUAGCUUCUGUUUCCUCCUACCUGUAUCGCUGCUCAAAGAUACCGCUGAAGCAGGGGGUGUGUGCCUGGUCCUUC
Messenger RNA from Sarcophilus harrisii (Tasmanian devil), 1112 nucleotides. RefSeq names its product protein FAM174C-like. The coding region runs from base 313 to 843 and encodes 176 amino acids. Lineage: Eukaryota; Metazoa; Chordata; Mammalia; Dasyuromorphia; Dasyuridae. The record is from RefSeq and is a predicted model, not a curated record. The transcript has 2 exons.